GCUUCUCUCCAGUCAUUCGGCCUCGCACCUUGCACCGGGUUCCGGCCCCGCGGGGUCCCGGCUCCCGACCCCAGCGGGUGUCUUUGGGCCGGCCUGGCCUGGCCACGCGCAGCUCCCGUUGGGUGUCAGGAGUCCCUGCCCCUACCCCGGCGGCUUGCCCUUCACGGCCGUCCCUCGCCACCCCAUGGAGUCCCAAUGCGACUACUCGAUGUACUUCCCGGCUGUGCCGCUGCCACCGCGCGCGGAGCUGGCUGGGGACCCAGGCCGGUACCGGGCGCUGCCCCGGCGCAAUCAUCUCUAUCUGGGGGAGACUGUCCGCUUCCUGUUGGUGCUGCGCUGCCGGGGCGGCGCAGGCUCCAGCGCCGGGGGUGGCCCGGGCUUGGGCUCUCGAGGGGCCUGGGCAGAACUGGCAACCGCCCUGGCGGCCCUGGCCUCAGUCAGUGCCGGAGGCGGGGCCCCCGGGGGUGGUGGCUCCUGCGACCAGGAUCCUGAACCCCCAGGGGGCGGGGAUCCUGGCGGUGGGGGGUUGUUUCGAGGCUGCAGCCCCCUUCUCACCCACGGCCUGGGUCCUGCUACCUCAGGGGGACCGACCACGCUGCCUGUGGAGGAACCAAUUGUGUCCACAGAUGAGGUCAUCUUCCCACUCACUGUUUCACUGGAUAGACUGCCCCCAGGGACACCUAAGGCCAAGAUUGUAGUGACUGUGUGGAAGCGGGAAGUUGAGGCACCAGAGGUCAGAGAUCAAGGCUACCUGCGCUUGCUGCAGACCCGAUUUCCUGGAGACACCUUCCGGGGCGAGCAGAGUGCUUUCAAAGCUCAAGUGAGUACCCUGCUGACUCUGCUGCCCCCUCCAGUUCUGAAAUGCCGCCAGUUCACUGUGGCUGGAAAACACUUGACAGUUCUCAAGGUGCUGAACAGCUCCUCCCAGGAGGAAAUUUCCAUUUGGGAUAUCCGCAUUCUCCCAAACUUCAAUGCCAGUUAUCUACCUGUCAUGCCUGAUGGCUCUGUGCUGCUGGUGGACAAUGUCUGUCACCAAUCUGGGGAGGUCUCCAUGGGCUCCUUUUGUCGGCUCCCUGGUACCUCUGGCUGCUUCCCUUGCCCGCUCAGUGCCCUGGAGGAACACAACUUCCUGUUUCAGCUGAGAGGGGAUGAGCAGCCACCUCCAGGGGCCAAGGAGGGCCUAGAAGUUCCCCUGAUUGCUGUGGUUCAGUGGUCCACCCCAAAGCUGCCCUUCACCCAGAGCAUCUACACCCACUACCGUCUGCCCAGCAUCCGCCUGGACCGCCCGUGCUUUGUGAUGACUGCUUCUUGUGAGUCUCCAGUGCAGACCUAUGAGCGUUUCACUGUCACCUACACACUGCUGAACAAUCUCCAAGACUUCCUUGCUGUGAGGCUCGUGUGGACCCCAGAGCACGCACAGGCUGGAAAGCAGCUGUGUGAGGAGGAGCGCCGGGCCAUGCAGGCUGCCCUAGACUCCAUUGUCUGCCACACGCCCCUCAACAACCUUGGCUUUUCCCGGAAGGGCAGUGCACUCACCUUUAGUGUGGCCUUCCAGGCUCUAAGGACAGGGCUCUUUGAGCUGAGCCAGCAUAUGAAACUGAAGCUGCAGUUCACUGCCAGUGUGUCCCACCCUCCACCUGAGGCCCGGCCCCUCUCUCGAAAAAGCAGUCCUAGUAGCCCAGCUGUCCGGGACUUGGUGGAGAGGCACCAGGCCAGCCUGGGCCGCUCUCAGUCCUUCUCCCACCAACAGCCCUCUCGCAGCCACCUCAUGAGGUCGGGCAGUGUGAUGGAGCGCAGGGCCAUCACACCCCCCGUGGCCUCCCCUGUUGGCCGCCCCCUCUACUUGCCCCCAGAAAAGGCUGUGCUUUCUCUGGACAAGAUUGCCAAGCGCGAGUGCAAGGUCCUGGUGGUGGAGCCUGUCAAGUAGCACUGUGCUGGCUCUCUUACACUCCCAGGAAUCAAAUGCCUCCACAGGGGUCCUUGUUCUAGGCUGUGCCCCCCUAGGGAUGCCUCCUGCUAUGGGGGAGGAGGCCCUCCAGGGCGCCUGUCCGUGUCUGCUGAUGAGAGAAGAAGCUGUGAACUGGGUGGGCAUGGCUGCAGCACUAAACCAAUAGUAUUUCCCUGACUUCCUGGGGGGGCUGGCCCCACCCCUGGAUCAGGGCAAGGGUUCCAAGAGCUCCCUUGUUCCCUGCCUUGUACCCUGGCUCUAAGUUUACAAAGUGUUUUCUCAUUCCUAUUAAGUUGUCUUUCCUGCCUUUGACAUUCCCUCCCACCCACCCACCCACCCCAGGGCUGAGAUUAGAGGGUGGUGAUGGUAAAGGGACCCAGACAAUGACCCUCCUGUGUCAGAGGGGAGAGGAGAUAGCUAGGUGGCCUCCUCCUGCCCCUCUUGUUUACGUUUGCAGCCUGAAGCACUUUAAGUUGUAUGGGGUUUUUUGUCUUUGUUUUUUUUUUGGUCUGUCCCUGUAACUUAUUCUCCAACUACUGCUUCCACAGAAAUGAGACUAUUAAAUGCCUGUUCAGGAGGGAGAAGAAUGACUGUUUUUUGUGUGUG
Molecule: messenger RNA, 2554 nt
Organism: Artibeus jamaicensis (Jamaican fruit-eating bat)
Lineage: Eukaryota; Metazoa; Chordata; Mammalia; Chiroptera; Phyllostomidae
Gene: TRAPPC14
Product: trafficking protein particle complex subunit 14
Exons: 11
Coding region: 185-1927 (580 amino acids)
Biological process (GO): cilium assembly
Cellular component (GO): TRAPPII protein complex
Molecular function (GO): alpha-tubulin binding
Source: RefSeq, a predicted model, not a curated record